Molecule: messenger RNA, 2444 nt
Organism: Cervus elaphus (red deer)
Lineage: Eukaryota; Metazoa; Chordata; Mammalia; Artiodactyla; Cervidae
Product: 60S ribosomal protein L37-like
Exons: 1
Coding region: 11-304 (97 amino acids)
Biological process (GO): translation
Cellular component (GO): cytosolic large ribosomal subunit; ribosome
Molecular function (GO): RNA binding; structural constituent of ribosome
Source: RefSeq, a predicted model, not a curated record
CAGAAGCAAGAUGACGAAGGGAACGUCGUUGUUUGGAAAGCGUCGGAAUAAGACGCACACGCUGUGCCGGCCCUGUGGCUCGAAGGCUUACCACCUUCAGAAGUCGACCUGUGGCAAGUGUGGCUGCCCUGCCAAGCGAAAGAGAAAGUAUAAUUGGAGUGCUAAAGCUAAAAGACAAGAUACCACUGGGACUGGUCGAAUGAGGGACCUAAAAAUUGUAUACCGCAGAUUCAGGCAUGGAUUCCGUGAAAGAACAACAGCUAAACCCAAGCGAGCGACUGUUGCAGCAUCCACUUCAUCCUAAGGAUUUCAACAAUUAGUCACGCGAUAAAUGUUCUGGCUUAAAAAAAAAAAGGGAUCAUUUUGAAGAAACUGUUUUAACAUGGAGUCUUAAAAUUUCGAUCUUGUACUGAAUGCCUGUCUGUGAAGCAUGAAAAAAUUACCCCUCAGCGUGUCUCCCCCUUUCCACCUGGCCCCAUGUCUCCGCAUUUGUUACUUGUGUCAUGUGUAAGCAAUUAAAAAAAUUAAAAACAAUUAAAAAAAAUCAGAUUUUAAAAAAAUCACAUUGUCCUAGAACUAUAAUUUCCAUGUUUGAUUAGUUUUAACCCUAUAUUUCAAUGAAAUCAAUAUUCUCCAUCCAUCAUUCACCAUGGCUUUGCAUUUCUAAGCUGUUUACUGUCCUCUCUAAACUGGCUCUGUUUCAUGGUCAAAGUCUGUGUAAAGAUAUUUUUCAGAAGGGUUCAGAAGUGGGUGUGUUUCAUGAGGGCUUCCAUUUUUGCCAGUGUCACUCUUUUAUGUUAAACUACACCUUGAUGCGAAAUUCUUGGGUCACGUUUGUAGCCAUCUUUCCAGCAUCUUCUAGCAUUAGAUGUUGCCUGGCAAAAAGUCUAAAGAGAACCUGAUCUUCACCAGCAAAAGGAUCCAGUAUUUGUUUUUGAUGCCCAGAUGCUUUAAACAUUCUUUUCGUUAUUUACCUCUAGCCUGGGAUAUUUUGCAUAGUUGCUUUGCUCUUUUCUUGCUUGAAUGGUCCUGUUCAGACAUUCUGGUUUUUUUUUUUUUUCUAAUGAAGUAUUGGUGACGUCUUAACUUCUUCCUUUAUCUGAGACCAGAGUGUUUUCCUGUCACAGCCUAUGGUUUGAGAGCUGAGAGUUCUGAGUUCUUUCUGUUUUUCUUCAAAAAGAAGGCUGGAGGGAGUACUGAUGGGCCUGUACGUUCCUUCUUUGAAUUCUGGGGUUUCUUUUCCCUUCUGACAUUUUGGUAAAUGUCCUGUAUCAAGGACAAGGGGUGCCUCCCUUUCCUAUAGGCAGACAUCUUCCGUCUUGAGAUAGCUUUCUCAAUUCAUUCUGCAACACUGGAUGGAUUCCUCCCUUAUUUCAGAGAGAAUCAUUCUCUAUCAUGUUCCUCACCCAGAGGCAUGUCUGUAUUUCUCAGACAAGGGAAACUGUAAGGAAAAUUUAUCCAGCCUAUUUCUUUCUUGAUUUGUGGGUAUGGGCAUGAAUUCUCAGUCAGUUUGGACUCCACCGCCGGCUUGUGGGAGGGGUUGGUGUUUGAAGUUUCCCAGUGACUCACAGCAAUGCUCUGCACCAGAAGUUUCUCUUCUUUUCUUAGCCGUUUGAGCUAUUGCAGUGGGUCAAGCUUCAUUUCUUGUUUAUUUGCUUUGGUUGUAUUUUGUGUUUAUCUGUUUUUGCUCUUUUUAAAAAAUGUGUUCUGCAAAGCAGCUUUCAUCCUUCAUCUUAACCUGAAAAUCAGUAGAGGAUUUUGACCUAAGCCCAGAAAGCUGCUGCUCUGGCCUUUGAAGGUGGUGUGUUGUCCCUGUGGGGAGGCUGCCUGGAAGAGUCGAGUCUCCUGUGUAAGCUCAGCUUCUGAGAAGGAUGUUUAACUGAACAGCCUCUUUCAUAUUUUUACUCUUAGCUCUUGCCAGUGUCAAGGGUCUUGUAUCUUUCCCAAUUUUUUUUUUUUUAUUGCUGUUACCACUAAGAAGCUGGAUAAGAAAGAAAAUUCAUUCCUCCUUGACUUUUCUGUGGUUGGAAAUUCUUAUUUUUUCCUCAUGAUUUAUUUUUCUUUGCUGUGAGAUUCAUAAACCUAAAGGGAGAUGGUAAGCAGUCAGAUAAGACACAUUAUCAAGACUGUUUAAAACUCCAGCAUCUUUAUUGCUUUGAAAGCAAAACUUUAAAAAAGUAGCUAAAAUGAAGUAUAUCUAAAAUUGGAAGAUCUUUUUCUUUCUGAAAUAUAUUCUGCAGUAAUUCUCACUGAUUUGAAAGGCAGAAUGACAUUGGAUUAGUAUCUCCAAGUGAAGAGCUAGGACUUUCUGUACUUUCAAAUGCGAAUUGAUUUUUUUUUUUUUUAAUCCCUGAGUAUCCAUCUUGUUCACCUGUGAGAAUAACAGGGUAUAGUUAGAUUUUCUUCUUUUCACUCUGGGUAGAGUGCUGCUUCGGAGGAGGCAA